GGUCUUUUCCCUUUAACUCCCCUGUACUAUUCAUUUUAAAAGAGAAAUAACUGUAAACGCUCUUCUUUUACCAUGGCGUCCGACAAAGACACGCUAAUUGAAUUUGGCUUCCCGCCCGUACGCAUCGACAAGGCGCUGAAGGCUACGCAAGGCAAGGGCUUGCAGGCAGCGCUAGACUGGCUGGACUCCCAUCAGAACGACGCUGGCAUCGAUGACCCCAUUGAAGAGGCACCAGCACAGACUGUCGAUUCCACGGACACCGAAGAAGCCCCGGCUGCUUCGGCGCCUGCGCAGUCACUCGUGUGCAACGAGUGCGGCAAGCAGUUUUCGUCGCAUGACAAGGCGUCCUACCACGCCGAUUUUUCCGAGUCAACGGAGGCAGUGAAGCCGCUGACCGAGGAGGAGAAGGCGGCGAGGCUUGCCGAGAUCCAGGAUAAGAUUGCGGCAAAGCGCAAGGCGCAGGCGGACAAGGACAAGGAGGAGCAGCGGCGGAACGAGAUGAUCAGACGGAAGGCUGGCCAGGAAGAGCAGGAUAUCCGGGAGAAGCUGCAGACGCAGGAGCAGCUGAAGGCAAUUGCAAAGCAGCGGCAGGAGAAGGAGCUGGACAAGCUGGCGCGCCAGAGGGUCAAGGAGCAGAUUGAGAGCGACCGCAAGGAGCGCGAGGCGAGGAGGCGGCGGGACUCUGCGCAGGAUGCGGCCAAGCAGCAGCAGCAGCAGAAGCCAUCAAUGCUGCAGGCGGGCGUGCCGAAGGUUGCAGCUGGCAGCCAGGCAAGGCUGCAGAUUAGGCCGAUGUCGAAGGGGCUCGGAGACAUUGGCCACAUUACGCAUGUUUUCGAGUCCUCGCAGACGCUGGCGGAUGUGACGGGUGUAAAGCACUUCAAGCUGGCAAUGACGUUCCCGCGCAAGGAGUUUGGCGAGAAGCACCAGACCAAGACGCUGGCGGAGCUGGGGCUGGCGCCGAGCGCUGCGCUGGCCAUGACUGAGUAGUGUGGAGCUGCCCCCUGUCCUUUUCCUGGGUCGCCUGAAGGCUCUACUACCUGGAACCAUGGCUGCUACCACCCAAACCUCAGCACGCCCUAUCGUCAGAUAUGCCAAGAAACACAAAAGAUAUUUAUGAGGUGUUAAGCAAAAAGAAUGGAAGGAACUAAGAAUGGAAGG
This is a messenger RNA of Linderina pennispora, 1158 nucleotides long. RefSeq lists its product as uncharacterized. NCBI's taxonomy places the organism in Eukaryota, Fungi, Kickxellomycota, Kickxellomycetes, Kickxellales, Kickxellaceae. The coding region runs from base 73 to 987 and encodes 304 amino acids. Gene Ontology annotation, molecular function: protein binding. The transcript has 3 exons. The record is from RefSeq and is a predicted model, not a curated record.